UGCAUGAUGGUUGUUGAUAGGCGGAUUCGCUUUGUUUUCCUUUUAAUUCAUGCGUUAUUUUUCAUUAUUACAGUUUGAUUUAACAUUUGCGCUUUCCGAAUGAGGAUGUAUCUCCCCGAAGGAUAACAAAGCGAUGGCAAAACAUUAUUAGACUCGUAUUAUCAUGAACUAUUAUUGUUUUUGCUACUUGGUGAUCUUUACAGAUUUAGUCUAAGUGAGAUCCAACAUGGCAAGACAAGGUGUAUCAAGACCCAAGGUAGUGGUCUCAUCAGGCAGGCUUACAGGCUCUGGAAGGGGACAAAUUCACAAGAAAAAGGUCACUGGGAGAUCUGUGCCACCACUUGAACCAGCAUAUUCCCUUUAUUCAACAGACUCCGAAGACCAGGUGAUGACAAUAGACAAGGGACUGGACCGGUGUGCUGCUUUACUCAAUGGGAUACUUCAAGCUGAACAAGCAGAAUCAAAGCCCAAACCACAGGGAAAAAAGACCAUCUUUAAAUCCAAACCCAAGAAUUUAUCAAGAAAGAUUGAGACAGACAAGAAAAAACAUGGGAAGAAGGCAAACACGGCUAUGCAUGUGAACAAAAUGAAAAUGAAGCCAGGUCUGGUGCAAAAGACUAUUUUAUCUACUAGUUCUCACACCGGUUUAGCAGUGCAACCUUGGUGCCAAAGUGAUCGGAAUCCUGGGAUCAGAUGGGCACAGGGGUCACAUGAUCAGCCUGCAGGACUGACUCCUGUAACACAAGCUCCACAACACUCCGUUCCACUGGCCUGCUCUCAACCUGCUGCACGCUGUAAUCUGCCAUCUUCAGGUCCGGUUCAAACAUCUACUGUGUUUAACUGUCGGCUGACCACUUCAACUCCUGCAUUGAGCCCUCAAAGACCUGGAUCAUCACACAGUGAACCUUGUACUGCAGAGUGUUUGCAGAUCAAUGGUUUAUCAUCAGGAGAGUCUCAUUGCAUAACUCAGUCGUGGCCCAUGAAUACUGCCACCCCUUUUUGCCCUCAGGGGUCUGUCGCCAAAACAGUCACACAGACUCCAGUUACUGCAUUUCCUGUCCAAAAUGGACCAGGCACUCAAUUAGAACAAGGGGUGCCUUUGAUCACCAGUCCAAUCUGUGGUGUUCCUCAGUGGGGAUCUUUAGGGCCGAACAUUUCUUUGACAUCAUCAAGUGGGUUCAUGAGCUGCCCUUCAACAGCAGGGUUAGCAACACAAGUCCCCAUCCAGGCCCACAUUACCAAUCCUCAACCUGAUCCAAAUGGACAUGUACCAAUACAUUACAAUGCCCACAAGCAGGAGAUCAGUUUGGAAGAGGGUGGAGGCAGUACCAGCACAGAAGAAAAAGAUGAAGAACAUAAUGGGGUGGACACUACACCUGUCAGAGACAUCAGUUGUCAGACCAGCAAGGAGAAAUUAAUAGAUGUCAGUCUCGAAGACAAACCCACUACCCCAGAGAAAACCGCCCUGAAAGUGAGGACUGUCAAAUUUAUGCUGGGAGAGCUGAAGACUCUGGUUGCUAAUCAGGACAAUGAUGCUGUACGUCUGAUCUCAGAGGUGGAGCAGAACAUCUCACUACUACCUGUCAUGGUGGGCAGCACCAACAUCCAGGCGGAGAUCGCACUCGCCCUGCAGCCUCUUAGGAGUGAGAAUGUACAGCUGCGUAGACGACUGCGAAUACUCAAUCAGCAGUUAUUGGAAAGGGAGAGAGCAGAACGGCGGGCCAGACCUGUGGACUACAACAUGGAGGUGGUUGCAUUGCAGUCACUGAACCUCACUCUCCAGACCCAGUUAAACGAGAGCCGUGGAGAGCUUGAGACUCUGCAGCAGGAGAACAUGAGACUACAGAAAUCUGUGGAGGACAUAGAAAGUUACCUGCAGCAGCACAAAGAGCUGUGCAAGUUAGAAAACCAUCGCCUAAGGCUGGAGGUGAAUGAUGCAUUAACUGAAAUGCAGAGCUCCAAAAAUAAAUGCCAAGAGUGGGAGAUUGAGAAGUCUUCAUUGAUGCUGAGUCUCCAGCAGAGGGAGUCAGAGAUCAGCAGACUGCAGGAUGUCAUCAGAAAUCUACAGAGAAACCAGAGAAAAGACACAACUGAACAUUCUCCACAAUUAGAUUUGUGCCAACCAAACUCUCACUCUCAGCUUACAAAGAGUGUUCUGGAAUUGCAUGAAAAUGCACAGAGAGAGACUGUUGUAUUAGACCAACUUUCAGACUCUGUAAAGACCUAUCUACAAACUCUAGUGGGGACUGGACAGGCCACUCCUCCCCAAAGAAUUUGUGUGAGGUCCCAUACAUUACAACCAGCUUCCCUCGUCCAGUCUGAUGUUGGUAAAGAAAGCAUUAUAUUAUCAAAUACUAAAGUCUGUUCACCAAACGUCAGGGGUAUACAUGAGCCAACCCUGCAAGCCAUAGGUGAGAGUGUGCAUCAAUUACAGCAGAAGAGAACAACUUUUGCCCCUUUAAGAGAGGUACCAAUGGUGCUUGCCACUGGGGUUGCUCAAAGUAAAUCUCACACUCAGUGUGAUGAGCUGAGAACAGCCAUGGAUCAAAGGGAAGAUUUGGAUGAGCCUGUAGGGCUGAAAUAUCUGGGACGUGCUUUUACUGAAAAGCUGGGCAUCUCUGAUGUGCUCCAGACUCCGAGCCGAGAUGUCCUUUCAGAUCGUGAUGGUGCGGCCUUGCAAUUAAAUCAGGAAAACAAGAGCCUGGAUGAUCACACAAUGCAAUCCCAGCAUGCCCGUCGGAGCCUAAGGAUGGGUGUUGAGUCGGCAUACACUGGGCGGCCCUCAGUGAUGGAGAAGACCUUCUCCUCUUGUGAUAUUAAUUCUUUGGCCUCUGAUUGGAGCUUAAACUCCUGGUCGACGUUUAACACGCGAGAUGAGCAGAAUUUCAGAGACGGGCUAGCAGCACUAGAUGCCAGCAUAGCAAGUCUGCAGAGGACUCUAAAGGCUGAUUUAAACAAAUGAAA
Molecule: messenger RNA, 2964 nt
Organism: Xyrauchen texanus (razorback sucker)
Lineage: Eukaryota; Metazoa; Chordata; Actinopteri; Cypriniformes; Catostomidae
Product: coiled-coil domain-containing protein 14-like
Exons: 13
Coding region: 227-2962 (911 amino acids)
Biological process (GO): protein localization to centrosome
Cellular component (GO): centriolar satellite
Source: RefSeq, a predicted model, not a curated record